GCAUGCAUUUAUUAAUCAUGAUCCUUCAACAUCACGUCAAAGCCUGCGGACGAAGCGGAUCUUGGCUUCCGUCAACGCAGCAUAUUCAUCAUCACCAUAGCGAUGAUGGCUGCAGAUUGAGUGAAUCACAGCCUCAAAAUGACGAUCAUCGGGAUGACACUCGUGCUAUCCAAUGAGAAUUAAUCCGAUAAAGUUAUCGUACAACCUUUUAAGCUUGUUUG
Fusarium redolens is the source of this 221-nucleotide messenger RNA. RefSeq lists its product as uncharacterized. The transcript has a single exon. NCBI's taxonomy places the organism in Eukaryota, Fungi, Ascomycota, Sordariomycetes, Hypocreales, Nectriaceae. The annotation marks the transcript as partial. The record is from RefSeq and is a predicted model, not a curated record.